Messenger RNA from Dacryopinax primogenitus, 502 nucleotides. RefSeq lists its product as uncharacterized. The transcript has a single exon. NCBI's taxonomy places the organism in Eukaryota, Fungi, Basidiomycota, Dacrymycetes, Dacrymycetales, Dacrymycetaceae. The annotation marks the transcript as partial. The record is from RefSeq and is a predicted model, not a curated record.
UUCUGCUGAGCACCUCUGUCGAGGGGAUGGGCUUGACUAAUGGGAAUACCGAGUGGCUGCUUCGUUGUUCCCAUGUUCUCAAUCGGCGCAUCGCAACCUAUAUCCAACCAGCCGGGGAAUUCCGAGCAUGUGCGAAAAACGUGAAGAUAGGAAAUAAUGCAUACCAGACCCUAACCGGGAUUGUAGUAUUUAUCCGGAACCAAUCAUAUUGCCUGGCCAAACACGAGGAGGUCAGAGGCUUCCGAGGACCACCGAAACUCUUCUCCAUUGCCUGCAUAGGACACGUACGCCGAGAUGGGCCGGAAAGCUUGACUACAAAGCAUCUGUACAGAACAGGAGAAUGUGGGUCUGGCCGCGACACGCGCCGAUUGGUUUGCAGUGCGCUGGCAGAUCUCCUAAAAGCCGGUUCGGGUUCAAGAGAAGCCGGAAAGGGCGCGAAUGAUUGAUUCUGCAUCAGCGCAACCGCUGUGGGGCUAAGAUAAUCGGUAGUGGUGUAAUCGCC